AUGCAAUUUUCAUCUCUCGCUCAACCUUGUGCUUCUUUUCUAGCGAAAUCUACCAUUAAAAAAUUCUCUGAACCUCAUCAAUUGGCUGCUAUUGUAAACGCACAAACAUUUACUCGCAAUGCUCAGUUGAGAUGCUUUAUGCUUACACCAAAUAAGAGGGCAAAAUUGCCGACAAAUAUAAUUUAA
Clunio marinus is the source of this 186-nucleotide messenger RNA. Lineage: Eukaryota; Metazoa; Arthropoda; Insecta; Diptera; Chironomidae. The record is from the annotation of a GenBank genome assembly.